This is a messenger RNA of Malassezia sympodialis ATCC 42132, 2175 nucleotides long. Its product is annotated as CCR4-Not complex 3'-5'-exoribonuclease subunit Ccr4. The record is from RefSeq and is a predicted model, not a curated record. Gene Ontology annotation, molecular function: 3'-5'-RNA exonuclease activity; protein binding. NCBI's taxonomy places the organism in Eukaryota, Fungi, Basidiomycota, Malasseziomycetes, Malasseziales, Malasseziaceae.
AUGAGCGGAAUGACCCUGUCGCCCGCCAGCGCCCAUGCUACUGGCGCCGCGACGGCCUCCUCGGUCGGUCCCACGUCAUUUUCGCACAGUCCAUUGGUAAAUCCGAUGUCCAGUCGUUUCCCAGGCUCGGGCAUGAAUUGGAUGUCGCGUCAGCAGGCGCAUUCUUCCUUUGCAGCGCCCCAAGGCACUCCGCCGAUGUCGACGUUACCGCCUGCCGUCAAUCUCUCGGUAGGCACGAGUAUGACGCCGACGUCACCGAGCUACUCGGGUCUUAGCUCGCCGCAUGGCGUUCCUCUGGUGAAACCCGGUAUUUCUCCCGUGGUACCGGCUUCGGUGACAGCGUCACCGUCGACAACGGCAGCCCUUACGGAGAAACAGACAGAAUGGGAGAAACAGCUUGUGUACGCUGAAAUUUCCCGACAAUCCUUUUCCCCGCAUCACCAUGCGCGUGCCGCGGCACUUGCGGCGCGUAGCUCCAUUAGCAAUGGGCAAGACCCCAGCAAGGGCAUCCAAUUUCCUGCGGGUGUAGCGGCCAUUGGUCUAUCUCUCCCGGUACCUAUUCCGGAGGACCAAAAAGGUGCGCGGGAUGUCUCCGCAGUCAUGUCGCCUAGCAAGCCCUUGGGUGCACGCACGCAUCAGGCUGAGUCGACCGAAGAGAAGACCUGGUCGCAGAUGGACAUGGGUGGCUUAAAGCUAAAGAACCUAUGCGACGACGUAUUUCGUUACACUUUUUUAACGUCGCUGUUCAUCAAUCACAACCAGCUCACGUCCAUUUCCCCUGCGGUGGUACAGCUGAAGAAUCUGUCCGUGCUCGAUGCGAGUGGCAACAGGCUAAUUAUGCUUCCACCAGAACUGGGCAUGCUCACUGAACUGCGUGAGCUCUACUUGUUUGACAAUCAGUUGACGAUGCUCCCUCCUGAACUGGGUACCUUAUAUCGUCUCCAGUUUCUGGGCAUUGAGGGCAAUCCGCUGCAGGAGAAUCUGAAAGAUAUUAUGAAGCAGGAUGGUGUGCAAGCUCUCAUUGCAUAUUUGCGCGACUCGUGCCCAGUGUCUGUUCCGCCACCGGAGCGUGAAUGGAUUGCACUGGACUCUGAUAUUCCGGUGUAUGACUCGGAGGAGGAGAACUCGAACAAUACGUUUGCGGUAUUGUCGUACAACAUCCUUUGUAAAAAGUAUGCGACCGCGCAAAUGUAUGGAUAUACACCCAGCUGGGCCCUGGAUUGGGAUUAUCGGAAAGAGUUCAUUUUGCAAGAGAUUAUCAGCUACGGAGCUGAUAUUUGCUGUUUGCAAGAAGUCGAGACCGGCGAGUUCGACAACUACUUUGCGCCAAAGCUCAACCAGAGUUCGUACGAGAGUAUUUUUUGGCCAAAGUCACGGGCUAAAACUAUGCGAGAAGACGAGCGUGUGCGUGUGGAUGGAUGCGCGACGUUUAUCAACUCACAGGUUUUCCACAUUGUGGACAAGCGCCUGAUCGAGUUUAACCAGAUCGCGCUACAGCGCCCUGACUUGAAAAAGACCGAGGACAUUUUUAACCGUGUCAUGACGAAAGACAAUAUCGCCUCGAUCGCGAUGCUGGAGCAUCGGAAAACGGGUGCCAAGCUCAUCGUGGCCAAUGCGCACAUGCAUUGGGACCCCGAGUUCCGCGAUGUGAAGCUUGUGCAGGCUGCGGUCCUCAUGGAGCAGCUUGAGUUGACCGGCGAUAUGUUUGCCAAGAUGCCCUCGCAAGUGACGCUCGAGGCAGGCGCGUCGGCGCCGACGUAUGCGUCCGGGAAGGACAUUCCGACGGUCGUCUGUGGCGACUUUAAUUCCACGCCGGACAGUGGUGUGUACGAAUUUUUGAGCCAGGGCCUGGCGCCCGGCAAUCAUGAGGACUUUAUGGAUCACACGUACGGCACAUACACGUCUGAGGGCCUUCGUCACGAUUAUGCGCUGCGCAGUGCGUACCAGCAUGUCGGUGAGCUGCCCUUCACGAAUCACACGCCUGGAUUUUCUGGUGCCAUCGACUACAUUUGGUACACCAGUAACUCGUUGGUCGCCUCGGGUCUCUUGGGCGAAGUCGAUGCUGGAUAUUUGUCUCGAGUUGUCGGUUUCCCCAACGCCCAUUUUCCCUCGGACCAUGUAUGUAUUCUUGCUGAGUUCAAGAUACCGCCACACCGGCAUAUCUCCUCGCGCUAG